Glycine soja is the source of this 1584-nucleotide messenger RNA. RefSeq lists its product as uncharacterized. The record is from RefSeq and is a predicted model, not a curated record. Gene Ontology annotation, biological process: response to heat; protein complex oligomerization; protein folding. Lineage: Eukaryota; Viridiplantae; Streptophyta; Magnoliopsida; Fabales; Fabaceae. The coding region runs from base 78 to 899 and encodes 273 amino acids. The transcript has 6 exons.
CUUGAUCCUCUGAUGCUGGUGCCAUCCUGCAUUAUCUUUUUAGCUCAAAUUUUUGUGAAGCAUUUUUAUUGGUAGAAAUGGAGAGUGAGUCCGUGAAGCGCAGAAUUCACAUGAUUGCUGCUCACUUUGCACCCAAUGAUGAUAUUUCAACUGCCAACGUUCUGCCUAUGAACUGCAGUGGCAGUCUGAACUCUGUACUCCGGAGAUGUGAUAAUAAGGUGUAUUUUGCACGCCAAGCUUCUGCUUCUCUUGGUUAUUUUAUGAGGCAGACUUCAAUUGAAGAGGGUGGCUCAACUUCCUUUAUUGCUCCUAAAACAAAUCAUGGUGCUGCUGCAUCUGAAUGUCCUUCUGAUGCAAGGGCACCAUGUUUUGCUAGACCUGCAAGGGAAGAAUCAGUCUUCACAAAUUCGGUGAUCCAACCAAUGGCUCGGGAGCAGGGCUCUGAUUUUAGUACACUUGAUCCUCCUACAUUUGCUAGGCCAACCAGACAGAUUAGAGGAGAUCAGUUACAUUCUGAAAAGAAAACGGGCUAUUCUGAAAUUGGUGGAAUUGAGUGGUCUCCAAGGAUGGAUGUUGCAGAAUCAGAAGGCAAAUAUGUUAUCACAGUGGAAGUUCCAGGUGUCAGUAUCAGUGACAUAAGAGUGGAGGUUGAUGAACUAAAGUUGUGUGUUAAAGGCAGACGCUCUACUAGCUCUUGGACAGUUGGAGGUUGUCCAAAUGCUUCCUUUUCUUCAUAUCAUCGGAGGGAAAUACUAUAUGGACCAUAUGGGGUGGUCUGGCCACUCCCUGCUGGUGUGAACAAGGACACAAUAUCAGCUGAAUUUUUUCACAGGACUCUCAUGAUUAUAUUACUAACAAAGUUCAAACUGGAAGUAGUAAUAAAAUACCUAAGUACCUAACAUACAUUAGGAAGAUUUUGGCUUCAAGCUAUCACACUGCUAAGCCAACAAUACCAGGCUAGUGAAUAGUGAUCUCUUUUACCAACACAAAAUGGUGAGUCAAAUUGUAACCUUGAAGUUCAAUUGAGUUCACUGAGAAAUUUAUUGGAUAUUUAAUGUUCUGUUAGGCUAAAAUAGCUGAUUCACUAUUGCUGCAACUAGCUACUGUAAUGAUGGUCAUCACUUUUAUACUGUUUUGGUACUUAGAUCAUUAUGUUAUUUUAAAUACACAAAAAAAAUUGAAUCUAUGCCAAUCCUAAUGCUUUGUUUGGCAGCUAGAAUACUGCCAUGAUGAUUCAUAAAUUUAUCACAUCUACUCAAGGGGAACUCUUUCCCCUACCUUUCAUAAAUUUAUCACAUCUACUCAAGGGGAACUCUUUCCCCUACCUUUCUCCUCUAUUCUGCUCUGCUGAAAACUGAAAAGGUUUCCCCAUAUAGCUUAAAAUAAGUGUACUUUUUUUUGUUUUGGUUUACUGAAUUUGUAAGUGACUUCAUGCCAUUUUAUUUUAAAAAUAUGCAUGCAUGGGGUCGAAAGUGACUUGAAUAAUUUCAGGGACUAGUAUGUGAUGUGUGUGGUUUCGCACAAGUUCAAAGAUAUGUGCUGUACCUUUAUACAUUUGAAGCUGAUAAUCUGUUGUUUCUUUCU